UCUCAACCUAACAGUCAAAAUGUUUUGGUUAUAAAUUCCUAUCAGUAAGUAAAACCCAUUAUCAAGUUAAAGCUUUCUUUACUUGACCUUCAAUUUUAGCUUCCUACAAAAACCAAUCUUUCAGUCACAGACCACAACAACAUACAUACAUACAAGCUUGAAAACAAUAAUGUCACCUGAAAUUUGCGUAGUACCCUUCUUCGGACAAGGCCAUCUCUUUCCAUGCAUGGAGCUAUGCAAUCACUUGGCUUCUAGAAACUUCACCGUAACCCUUCUCAUCUCAUCCACCAUCGCUUCCUCUGUUCCCUUUUCUCUCCGCCAAAACCCUCUUAUCCGAAUCAUCGAAAUCUCAUCAUCGCCGGCGCCGCCACCUCACGCGCCCCACAACGAACUAGUCCAAGGGCUCGAAAACAUCUUCUCCCGGGGACCCGAUAACCCGAAUCCUGCCCGACCCGUUUGUGCUAUCAUUGACGUCAUGACGAGCUGGUGGACUGCCCACGUUUUCAAGAAAUUUGAGGUUCCCACGGUGGCGUUCUUCACCUCCGGCGCAUGCUCCGCCGCCUUGGAGCUAGCCACUUGGAAAGCCCACCCGUUAGAUUUAAAACCCGGUGAGAUCCGGUUACUUCCCGGGUUGCCCGAAGAUGUGGCGCUUACAUACUCGGACCUCAAACGACGACGUCACGAUCCCCCUCCGCCACCGUUGGGCGGUGAACCACCGCAUCAUGGCGGCGGAGCUGGUUUUCCUCCAGCUCCUGGUGGACCGGGGAUGGGACCACCUAAAUUCGGGGAACAACCACCGUGGGUGGAGGAGGUCCGAGAAACAGUUGCGUUGGUGAUCAACACGUGUGAUGAUCUGGAGCGUCCAUUUAUUGACUACAUCGCGGAUCAUAUUGGAAAACCGGUCUGGGGUGUUGGACCGCUUUUGCCGGAGCAGUAUUGGAAAUCGGGCGGUUCACUUCUCCACGACCGGGAUGUUCGAUCAAACCGGCGGUCCAGCGUCACCGAGGAAGAAGUGAUCCAGUGGUUAGACUCAAAGCCACGUGGAUCGGUGCUAUACGUGUCGUUUGGUACUGAGGUGGGCCCUACAAUGGAGGAGUACCAACAACUAGCUCAUGCGCUGGAGUCAUGUGAGCAACCAUUUAUAUGGGUGCUCCAACCCGGUUCAGGUAGACCGGGUCCACCGCGUAUGAUCUUAGGAGGGGAAGCCGGUUCAGGUGGUCCAGAAGGAGAAGAAGGAUAUUUUCCUCAUGGGUUGGAUAGCAGAGUUGGGAAAAGGGGUUUGAUAAUACGUGGGUGGGCACCACAAUUGUUGAUACUGAGUCACCCUUCAACGGGUGGAUUCUUAUCUCAUUGUGGUUGGAACUCAACGGUGGAGGCUAUUGGACGUGGGGUCCCAUUCUUGGUGUGGCCCAUAAGGGGUGACCAAUACCAUGAUGCCAAGUUGGUGGUGACCCAUCUUAAAGUGGGGUACAUGAUAUGUGAUGAUCUAUCGGAAAGGGUAACAAAGGAUGAUAUAGUUAAGGGAAUACAGAGGUUGAUGGGUGAUAAAGAAAUGAAGAAGACGGCUGAGAUUCUUAGUGCUAAGUUUCAGCAGGGAUUUCCAAGAAGUUCAGUGGAUGCUUUUAAGGAUUAUAUUAAUCAGAGAUUUGCCUAGGAUCAUUGGCCCUAAUAGUAUAUGUUGCUUCACACAAUAGAGUCAGAAUAAAGCUUUCCUUUCCAGCCACUACAUACAUGGGUUACUGGGCUACGUGUCAUUCUUUCAACUAAAAUGGAUUUAGUUCCCAGCCCUAGCAUCCCAGUGCCAGUGUAAAUUUUUUAACCAUUUCAAUGAAUGUUAAUACAUUACUGCCAUGCAACCAAAGGAAAUUUUAAUUCGAUGUUUUCACUUCUCACCGUCCCUAGUCUUUGCCUACGGUAUAUAUUCUCAUUUUAGUCCAACUUCUGCUUACUGCCCCAUUUUUUUUGGGAAAGAAUUGAAGAAAUUGAAUCUAU
Molecule: messenger RNA, 1992 nt
Organism: Gastrolobium bilobum
Lineage: Eukaryota; Viridiplantae; Streptophyta; Magnoliopsida; Fabales; Fabaceae
Product: UDP-glycosyltransferase 89B2-like
Exons: 1
Coding region: 170-1654 (494 amino acids)
Molecular function (GO): UDP-glycosyltransferase activity
Source: RefSeq, a predicted model, not a curated record